AUGGCCUUGUCCACUGGGCAUGUUGCCAGCCAGCUAAGGCACCUCAUCUAUUACCAACUCGACAAUAACCUAAUUCGCAAUGCGCUCUUCCUCGCUUCGCGCCUCCACGCCUAUGAACCACGAUCAUUUGAGGCCCAGUUUUUGCUCGCCCUUUGCCAUCUACACAAUGGAGAAGUGAAGGCGGCGUUCGAAUGCAGCCAGACUUCGGGCUCGCGCGGUCUACAUGCUGGUUGUGCAUAUGUCUUUGCUCAGACCUGCUUGGACUUGGGGAAAUACUUGGAUGGUGUUACGGCUUUGGAGCGCAGCAAACCCCUCUGGGUCUCCAAGAACCACUGGAACAAGCAUAGUGAAACUCAGCGACAGCACCUACCUGAUGCCGCAGCUGUUUAUUCUCUGCAGGGAAAGCUUUGGCACGCACACAAAGAUUUGACCAAAGCAGUUGACUGCUACGUGGAGGCACUGAAACUGAACCCCUUCAUGUGGGAUGCAUUCCUGGGGCUUUGCGAAACAGGUGUUAAUAUUCGAGUCCCGAAUAUCUUCCAGCUCAGCCCAGAACUUCUUGCAAUAAUAUCUUCAUCGCCAGAGGAAAUAGCUACUGCGCCAGACAACGUGGCUUACGAAGAAGGGAAAUUCCCCGCGCAGCCUCCUGGUAACCCCGAAUCCGACCCUUUUAUGGUCUCUGCCUCCCGUGGCGAGACUGACACCACAUUUGGGAGCUCUGCUCUUUGGGAAAAGUUGAAUGGGAGCUCUGUCAAUUUCGCUGCUAUGGCACAGCCGGUUUUCCACGACGGAAUGGAGACCCCAGGCGCACAGAGUAGUGGCUCUGAUGACUUCCGCAUUGCGAAUGGCGUCACUGACCCAGAAGCUGGAUGGGAAGCACCCUUGGCCCCUGCUCGAAAGACGCGGACAAUCCAAACUAUGAGCCUUGACCAUACCGGGCAACCUCCGCCGCGAAUGCGUCCAACAGGCAUCAGACCUCGACACAAAACACGAACCGAACCAGAGACUCAACCGACUGCUCCGGUAGAAAGAGACCCCUCUCUUAUAUCGAGAUUCGGCGACCGCAAGCGCACAGUCUCUGGACAAGUCGCCCACCCCCUUCCUUCGUCACAACCGACUGAACCAGGUGCUCCCCAGCGCCGAAGUGUUCGCCUCUUCAACCAGAUCAAACCUACAACCAGCAAGCUUUCAAACAGUACGCUUACUGGCAGAGAUGGCCGCGAGAUGAAGAAAUUAAGAGGAGGGCCUACAAAAGGACGGGUAGGAGGCGUACCUACUGUCGGCCGUGUCGUGAGUGGCAAUCGAAAACCCAUGGAGACACCCGACAAUGAUGGUAAAGAUAAUCGGACUGGCUUGUCGCAAUCCCAUCCUACUGUCCCACCAUUACCCAAAAAUGCUGAAAAAACCAAAGAGCUCGAAGCCUUGGAUUGGCUUUUGGGUCUUUUCAAUAAACUUGCAUCUGGAUAUUUCUCAUUGAGCCGCUACAAGUGCGCGGACGCCAUCAGCUCUUUCAAUUCUCUCUCCCAAGGGCAGCGUGAAACCCCUUGGGUUUUGUCUCAACUUGGACGGACCUAUUUCGAACAAGCAAGCUACACAGAAGCCGCCAAGUACUUUUCCAGGGUUCAAAAAUUAGCGCCCUCUCGCAUCGAGGAUAUGGAGAUCUACUCGACUGUCUUAUGGCAUCUAAAAAGUGAUGUAGAACUGGCUUACUUGGCCCACCAGCUACUCGAAGCUGAUCGCCUUUCCCCCAGGCGUGGUGUGCUAUUGGUAACUCUUUCUCUCACCAACGGGAUCACGAUCAAGCACUCAAAUGCUUCAAGCGGACAUGAAUAUGUCGCCAACGAAGAAUACGACAAGGCGUUGGAGGCCUAUCGCCACGGCAUCAAUGCGGACAAUCGACAUUACAAUGCUUGGUACGGACUGGGAACGGUGUAUGACAAGAUGGGCAAGCUCGACUUCGCUGAGCAACAUUUCCGCAAUGCAGCCAGCAUCAACCCGACGAACGCGGUGCUCAUUUGCUGCAUUGGUCUGGUAUUGGAGAAAAUGAACAAUCCCCAAGAUGCCCUGGUUCACUACGGCCGAGCCUCCUCACUAGCCCCCAACUCGGUAUUAGCCAAGUUCCGCAAGGCGCGCGUACUGAUGAAGCUGCGCGAAUACAAAUUUGCUUUGGCAGAAUUGAAGGUCCUGAAGGACAUGGCGCCGGAUGAGGCAAACGUGCACUACCUUCUUGGAAAGCUGUACAAAAUGCUCCACGACAAGGCCAAUGCUAUCAAGCAUUUCACGGCGGCCUUGAACUUGGACCCAAAGGCUGCACAAUACAUCAAGGACGCAAUGGAGUCGUUGGACGACGACGAUAUGGAGGAUGAGGACAUAGCUCGUGGGCUGGGUGUUGCCCAUAUACCAGUGAACAAACUCUUCUUGACUCGCACAACAACCGUCAUCAUGUCUUUCGGCUCUUAUAUUGUUUCAGGCGUUAGCUCUUUCGUGGUGCUGACCAUCUCCCUCUUUGCACUCGGUCAAAAAGUGCCUCGCGCCGCUUUCGCUGCCCGGUGUCUCGCCUCAUAUGGCUGUCUCCUCCUUAGUGCCGCGUACGGUGUGCUCGUCUCAAUCUGUCUGCGGCUAGUUGGAUACGGCCGCGUUUCACAGUGGGCCGCAGGCCGCAGCUUUAAGUGGCUGAUGCGGUUCACAACCGGCGUAAAGUUCGAGGUUAUUGAAGGCGAAGAAUAUCUCUCCACACGCCCGGCCGUCUUCAUUGGUAACCACCAGACUGAGCUCGACGUGUUGAUGCUUGGCAGUGUCUUCCCGCCAUACUGCAGUGUGACUGCUAAGAAGUCACUGCGGAAUAUUCCUUUCCUGGGCUGGUUCAUGUCUCUGUCCCGGACUGUGUUUAUUGACCGUGCCAACCGCGAGACAGCCCUCAAGGCUUUCGAUGGUGCCGCCGCCGAGAUGCGCGAUCACCGCCAGAGCGUUUUCAUUUUCGCUGAGGGCACCCGGAGUUACUCCGACGAGCCUACCCUACUGCCCUUCAAGAAGGGUGCUUUCCAUCUUGCUGUCAAGGCCGGUGUGCCGAUCGUGCCGAUUGUGACGGAGAACUAUUCGCACGUUCUGUCGCCUCGUGCUUGGCGAUUCAACGCUGGGACUAUCAAAAUCAAAGUUUUGCCUCCCAUCCUAACUGAGGAUUUGACAUCGGGCGAUGUGGAUAGCUUGACCCAGUCGACGCGGGAUUCGAUGCUCAAAACUCUUACAGCAAUGUCCCAUGCGCAGAAGAAGGAGGUCGAUCCUGCUCGCACCAACGGCGUCUCCAGCGCCAUCGAAAUCUAA
This is a messenger RNA of Penicillium samsonianum, 3321 nucleotides long. Its product is annotated as anaphase promoting complex subunit bimA. Gene Ontology annotation, biological process: cell division; phospholipid biosynthetic process. Lineage: Eukaryota; Fungi; Ascomycota; Eurotiomycetes; Eurotiales; Aspergillaceae. The transcript has 8 exons. Gene Ontology annotation, cellular component: membrane. The record is from RefSeq and is a predicted model, not a curated record. Gene Ontology annotation, molecular function: 1-acylglycerol-3-phosphate O-acyltransferase activity; protein binding. Bases 1 to 3321 code for a protein of 1106 amino acids.